Molecule: messenger RNA, 1329 nt
Organism: Vitis vinifera (wine grape)
Lineage: Eukaryota; Viridiplantae; Streptophyta; Magnoliopsida; Vitales; Vitaceae
Product: hyphally regulated cell wall protein 3-like
Exons: 3
Coding region: 1-1329 (442 amino acids)
Source: RefSeq, a predicted model, not a curated record
AUGGUAACGGUGACGAUUACGAUGACAAUAACGGUAACGGUGACGGUAACUGUCACGAUAACGGUGAAGAUAACGGUAUUGCGGAAGGUAACAAUAAUGGUAACAGUAAUGAUAAUGGAAAUGGUGACGGUAAAGAUAACGGUGAUGGUAAGGGUAACGAUGAUGGUAAUGGUGACUAACGGUAACAGUAAUGGUGAUUGUAACUUUAACAGUAACGGUAAUGGUGAUGGAACCGGUAACGAUAACAACGACGAUAACGACAAUGGUGACAGUAACGGUGAUGUUGAUGAUAAUAGUGACGAUAAUGGUGAUAGUAAUAGUAACAAUGACGAUAACGAUAAGGGUGAUGAUAAGUAUCAUGAUAAUGGUAACGGUGACGGUGAAGGUAAUAGUAACGGUCACAGUCACAAUAAUGGUAAUGCUAAUGGUGACAAUGACAAUAACAACAACAGUGACAGUAACGAUGAUAUUGACUAUAACAGUGAUGAUAAUGGUGACAAUAACAGUUACAAUGAUGGUAACAGUAAGGGUGACGAUAAUUGUCAUGAUGGCAGUAACGGUGACGGUGAAGGUAACGGUAAUGGUAACGGUCAUGGUCACGAUCACGGCAACGGUAACGAUGUCGCUAACAUUGACGAUAAUGGUGAUUGUGAUGGUAAUAGUGAUGAUUACGAUGACGAUGAUGGUAACUAUGACGGUGAUAGUAACGGUCACUGUAUCGGUAAUAGUCAUACUAAUGAUGAGAGUAAUGGUAAUGGUGACGGUGACAAUAAUGAUGAAGGUAAUGGUAUCGCGAACGGUAAUGGUAAUGGUAACAGUAAUGGUAACUGUAAUGAUAACGAUAACGGUGACGGUAACGAUAAAGGUGAUGGUAAGGGUAACGAUGAUAGUAACAAUGACAUUGAUAUUAAUAGUGACGGUAAUGGUGAUAGUAACGAUAUUGGUGACUAUGAUGGUGAUGGUGAUGUUACUUUAACGAUAACAGUAAUGGUGAUGCAAAUGGUAACGGUCAUGGUAACGGUAAUGGUGACGAUAACGAUAGUAGUGACGAUAAUGGCAACAGUGACGGUAACGAUAAGGGUGACGAUAAUUGUCAUGAUCACGAUAAUGGUGACGAUGAAGGUAGCAGUAACGGUCACAAUCACGAUAACGAUAACGGUGACGAUAGCAUUGACGAUAACAGUGACUAUGAUGCUAAUGGUAAUGAUAUCGAUGACGAUGACGGUAACGGUGAUGGUAAUGGUCACUAUAUCGGUAAGAGUCAUAGUAAUGAUGAGAGUAACGGUAACGGUGAUGGUGACGGUAACAAACAUGAUAAUUGUGAAAUAA